This is a messenger RNA of Papilio polytes (common Mormon), 2055 nucleotides long. RefSeq lists its product as uncharacterized. Lineage: Eukaryota; Metazoa; Arthropoda; Insecta; Lepidoptera; Papilionidae. Bases 186 to 1826 code for a protein of 546 amino acids. The transcript has 2 exons. The record is from RefSeq and is a predicted model, not a curated record.
UCCUCGAACACCUGCCGUUGAUUAAUUAAAGCAUUUGUUUUGAAAAUUACAAAAGGUGAAUUAUGAAUGAAAAUUGUAAUAAACGCAAAUUUCAUUAAUGAAAGUUGGAACUAUUUGAUACUGUCAUUUUAAUAGUUAGUUUGUUCCUAACGAAUUCGAGUUGCAUUUGAAAUAAAUGGUUUACCAUGGAACCUGUAGACAACAAUAUAUUCGAAGUAAAAUCCAAUUUAAAAAGUAAAAGAAAAAGAGUCCCCAACUCCAACGUAUUUCUGAACCCUGGAUUAGAUCUGCUUGCUAACGAAGACCCUAUGUGCAACAAUGCAAUGGAAAUUACACCAGGAAAACGCCGGAAAAGGACUAAAAGCUGUGAUAUUAUUGCAUUUGAAAAUACCGCAUUGGAUUUAGGUAUCAGUAGAUCUGCUGUCAAUGAAUUUUUAAUAAGAGAGUUAGAUAAUGUACGCAAGAAUGUCAGAAAAUAUGAAAGUCCAGUAGAAAAUCCUGCACAAUGUAGUGAACCUUUAUAUGCUAAUUUGACUGAAGCACAAAUAGAUCCAGUAAAUUCUAUAAACAAUGUAUUUGAUUUACAAAAUGCUGCGGAUACCAGUUUAAGUACGGGAGAAUCUGAUUCUGGGAUCUCUAUAAUAGAACAGAGAUCUUUAAAUACAGUCACAACAGAUCUAGACGCAGAUAUAAACAAUGUUACAAACAUACAAAGGAAUGUAACUAAUCAAAUAUUUGUUAAUAACACGAGCAAUUUGAAUUUAAGCUUUAUCGAUAGACUUGCUUUAAAUUCACCAUCAGAUAACCAAUCACUCUAUCUCGACGAUGAUUUAAACGAAAGUAACAUAAUGGAAAUAAAAACAAUAACGAUAGUUACAAAAAAGAAGAGAAUACAAAAAAAAUGUACAAAUCCAUUCUUAGAUCCAAAUUUAAAUACAAAAAUCGAAACUACUAUAGAAAAUCCAUUUAACGACGAGACAAAAUCUGAAAUGGAAUAUAAUAUAGAAGCUAUCACAAGACCAGUAACAAAUAAUGUACCGGUAAGAAAUAUAAUACCUCGUACAUUAUUCACUGGUGAUACAAACAGUACGAUGUCAACUGUAAACGAAUCGAUUAUGAAUACAGAAAACGUAUACGAGAAUAUAGAUAGUUACAGAGCAGAAAGUCCUAUUUACGAAAAUAUAGAAGAUACCAAUAGUACAAAUUAUAACAAACAAAGCAAAAUCUUAGGCCACGAUGUAUCAAGAUUUAGUGCAGUGGAUAUUUUAAAUUUAAACAAAAACAACGAUAAUAACAUCACAACCGAUUCAAAUGAUAGUAAAAAUUUGAAAAACAUAUUCAAAAUCAAUAAACUAUCGAAAAAAGUGAUGAAAACGCUAAAAAAGACAUUCAAAAGUGAUAAAGUCGAACAUAAUGUUACUUUAAAUCCUUACGAAGUGCCGAGAAAACCAGCUAAAUCAAAAACUCCGGUAAAAGAAUCUGGAAUAGAAAAUCCUGGAUUAAAUUUAGAUAAUUCUGAUGAAAUCGAAAUAGAAGAGAUUGAAGAAGAAAAUGAAUAUGAAACUAUAAAAACUAUUAGAAAUACACGACUAAAUAUGAAUGUAACUCCACUUAAAGAACGAACGAAUGACGUAGAUUUGUCAAACACCAAACCAAAUACACCAGGGAAGAAAGUUAGAUUCGAUUCAACAUUGAACAGGGAGAAAAUAAUAACAGGAGAUAGCUUCGAAGUGCAAAGUCCAGGGUUGGAUGCAAAAAUCGAUAAUUACCAUGAUGAAUUAGAAAAUUGUAUUAACGAGAAAAAGUUUUUGCAACAAAACAUGUGAGAGAAAUGACAGUAAGAAAAGCUAAAGGCCUGUCCCACCAAAUUGUAUAUUGUCUGAUAAAUAUCGGAUUUUGUUACCUUAUCUGACAGUGGCGUUAUUUUUAAGCUAUCUGAGGUAUCAGGUAGUGCUGGAACAGGCCUUAAUACUUAAAAAGCAGUAAUCAUCAUCAUCAUCACCAGCUCACUACAUGUCCCCACCGAGAACCUAAAAUAAAAUAAAAGCAGUAAUG